UGUUUUAGCCCAUGCCAAUAUUCAACCAAUCGUUUCCAAGAAUUUCAUUAGUUCCAAAAUGGCGUCCGCCGGACAGAUAUUCAGUGGCUUUAACCUUGAAUCCCUUAAAGAACCUAGGGGUUUUAUCAAACCAAUCCAAUGGAUAUUAUCAAUUUUUGCUUUUGCAACUACAACAAGUGUAACAUUGAAGAUGCAGUUCAUGUCUAAAUGUAUGGAUAAUGGUACUGCGACAACCUCACACUCCUUUGAUAUAUCUUCAAGCUAUCCAUUUGCACUUGAAGAGGUCGGAUUUUCUGGGGUAGUAUGUAACGUUACACAAUCAUUAAACUUGUUACAAGGCAGCCAAUCACCAUCUCAGUUCUACGUUUUUGUUGGUGUAAUGGUCUUUCUGUACUGUCUAGCUGCACUUGUUAUGUACAUAUUCUGUGAUGACUUCUACAGGAAACACAAUGCCUGUACUAUUGGGGACUUCAUCAUCUCUGGUGUGAUUGUAUUGUUGUGGUUGAUCGGAUCCUCAGCUUGGGCUCAGGGCGUCACAGACCUCAAGUACUACACUGAUUUCGAGGAGUGUGGUUAUUUUGGUAUGAUCGCUGACUGCAAAGUUGCAGGGAAUACAUGUAGGCAGACCGUCAUACCAAACUUUGCAAGCCUUAAUGUUUCUAUAAUCUUUGGAUUCCUGAACAUGGGUGUGUGGAUAGGUAACAUGUGGUUCCUGUACAAAGAAACACCUUGGCAUAAGGUGCAGGAAACCAAGCCACCAAAUCUCCCAGGACAGCAGGCUCAAGACCCACAGAGGAUUUAAAGACAUGAUGGAGAUCUAGUUUUUACAAUUUAGCUUACUAGUAAUAUACUAAAAAAAAUCCAAAACAAAUUGUUGACUAUCAAAGGACAAUGUAAUGUCUAUGUAAGACAGUGUUAGAUUCUUUAGAUAUGUGUUAAUAUAUGAUAUAUGGCUAUGGUAGUUUGUUUAUUUAUUGAUAGUCUGUUUUCCAUGGUAACUGGACCUUUUUUUUCUGUCAAAAAAAAUGAACUUUUUGUCCAUUUACAUUGAACCUAAAAUUGAAUUUAUCUCCCUUUAUUUUAAUAUACAAAGAUGUUAUUUAUGUAGAUUAAAGCUCGAAGUUACUGUGUUUGAAUAAUUGAAUCAAGUCAUGUGACCUGUGAAAUGGAAAUUUUGUAAAAAAAAACAUUUUUGUUUUAUCAGAGUAAUUAUAUGUAAUUAUAUAUUUUUACUUACUUGAUGUAAAAAGCUGAGCAUUAUAUUAGGUCCUUUACCUUGAAAAGAAACAGUUAUGUUGUUUUUUGUUUUUUUUUGUUAAAGAUUACUAAUGAUUUAUAGUUAAGAUUUUGUUCUGAUAUUGCUGUUCCAGUGUUUAUGGAGUGAAGAUGCUGUUUUUUUUUCUUUUUUACUUAUUUUUUUUACCUAGAAAUACGUAAAACCAGGCUUUAUUAUUGUUUUUUCUUUUCUGUUUUUCUUUAUUUAUAUAAUCAUUUGUUUCAGUUAUUGUUAUGAAAGCUUGAUGACUGAGAUAAUGUCAAAAAUCAACAUUUCAUAUGAAGUGUGUUUUAGGAAUUGAAGUCAGCUCUGGUUUCAUUUAAUCAGUGUAUUUCUGUACCAUGUUCUGAUUUUCGGAAUUGGUCUUUUGACAAUAAAGAACUUGAAUUUUUAUAUGGAACAUUUUCGGUAGAAUAUAAGGUUUUUCAUUAUGAUUGUAUGAUAUUUGAAAUUAUAUGUUCCAUUAAACUAGUUUUAAUUUCAGCAUAACCAUGUUUAAAUGUUGAAUUCUGCUAAGUCCCAAGUGCUAGGGAGCAUGGAUGGUACCUUGAACUUUUCCAGUUCUGUCCAUGAACAGGCUUAAUCAAACCAAACCUGUAACAUUUUCAAUUUUACUGUUUUGGACUUUCAUUAGGGAUUGUAUUUCUCACUAUUUUAACAUCUUAAUGCUCAAUAAACAAUGCAAGUACCAGUGAAAUUUGUCUUAAAGUAAAGUAAUCUUCCAUAUUGUUUUUUAGGAUCCACAUGAUAUUGUAUAUUAUACAGAUUAUUGGUUACAAUCAACAUGGCAUUGACCAUAUCAUAAGAUACCAUGAUCUGCUAAUUACAUUUUGACACUUUUGAUAUUAGUAUUAUAAGUGGAUCUAUCUCUAUCAGUAAAAUUGUGCAGUUUUAAUGAUUUGAUCAUCACCCCACCCACUUAUAACAUAUUGAGAACAGCUGAUUUUUUGUAUAGAAGAUAUGAAAAUGUAAGUGAUUUAUUAAAGUAAAUUGGUCUAUCAUUGAAGGUCUGUAAUACAAGAAAUAAUCAUGUUGAUAGUAUUUAGUAUCAGAUAUCACACUAAACUAAAGAAGAAAUAUAUAUGGAUUUUGUUGGCAAGUGUGAGAUACACAAUCUGAUACAACAUAGAUUUAUAUAGCAGAUAAUAAAAUGUUCUAGAACAAAAUAUUAUUAUUCAUCAUAUAAAUGGUCAUACUUAAUGACUUAGAACUUUAUAAAAAUAUUUUUUCAAGUUAUAUUUUAUAAGAAUAUCCAAGUGACACUUUAGUAUCGUUUUCUUAUCAAUAUUUGAAAUACUUGUAUAGAAAAUAUGCCCAUUGUAGACCAAUCCACUUUAAAGAAUGCACUUUAAUAUGUGACACAAAAAAAACCAACAACAAAUUGUAAGGACUGAUAACAGUCCAAAGUCAUUCCUUUUUUUUCACAAAAGAUUAUCAUACAUGUAUGUACCUUCAUUUUCAGUUUUGUAUUGGAAUAUAUGAACAUGUAACUUUUUCUGUAUCGAAUUAUUCAAUUUUUAAAAAACCAUAUAUAACAUGUAUGUCAGUCAUCUGGUAUAUUGUUGAAGUUCAAGACUACAUUUUGUUGAUCAUUUGUUUGCCUAGAAAAUAAGUUGAUAUAUUUUAAAAGUCAUGGCGCUGGCUAUUUUCGUUACAUUUUGUACAUAAUUUACUGUAAUACCUAUUUGUCCAUCAUAGCUUUAUGAAUAUCUGCAAAUCCAUCCAUGAUUUAUUGAACUGCCAUACUAUAUUUCACUAUUAUUGAUUCAAAACACGAGCCGCAUUUUUCUUUAUUUGUAAGAUACCUUGAUUUUGAUUUUGAUUUUUUUUUUGUAAAACACCAAGACCUAGAUUUUUAAAGCACUAUUCUUCGAAAAAAAAAAAAAAAAUACAUGCAAAGAAGUUUAAUCAAUGGUCGUUAUUGAGCAUAGAAAUUUUAUAUUCAAACAUGCAUAUUUUAUGUCUUAGAAAUGAUUCCCUCAGGAUUUCAGUGUGACUGGUUCAUUAAAUAUAUGUCUUAUAAAGCAUCAAGUGUGAAAUUAGAGGAAUCAGGUGACGAGAGUCAUCUCCCCUGUGCUAGGGAUCGUGUUUCACGUGCACGUUAUCAUCAUUUUGUCAAAUACCAUAGAAACUUAAGUGUUGUGGGUGUAUUUAUUUUCUACUUUGUGGAUUGAUAUUUCAGCAACAUUCCAUGUAAAAGUCAGGCCAUAGCAAAUCUGUAAAUAGUAAAGAAAUUACCCGUAGUGAUUUUUGUUUUUUGUUUUUUUUCUAGUGGAAAGCUAAAUGAAAUUUGGCAUGCUUUUAAAUGUUAGUGUUUGGUGUAUGCUUUUGAUACUGAUUGUAGUGAACUAUGUAGAGGUAGCACUAGACCACUAGACUUUUGAAUUUCAUUGUAAAAAUGUGCACCAAAUGAACACCAGGCUUAGUGUGUGUUGAUAUAUAUAUAAUGGGUUCUUGACUUUGUAAAACAGAAUAUUAAUAAUUUUAUCAAUACAUUUGAAUUAUGGCUGACAAUUAAUGAUAUUAAAAUUUACAUUUUUUCGUUUUCUUUAUUUGUAAAAUGAAAUUGAUGAAUAGUGACCUGCUUUUCAAAGUCCUAAGUCUAAGAAUAUAGUCACAGUUAAAGAGGCUGAGCAUAUGGUCAAUAAGCCUUGAAAUAUGGUUAAAAGUGGCUGAAAAUAUGGUUAAAAGGAUUAAAUAUAGUAUAAAAUAUUACAGAUGCUGGUACAUGUACACUGUAUGGCAUGGGACUUUGUAGUAUCGGGGCACUUAACGUUUCCUAUAUGUGCAUUGAAUUUCAUUGAUGACUUUUAUAAUCAAUACUUUGUGUGUAGCAGAACAAAUUCAACUAAUCUCUAAAUUUUUAAUUGAAUGAGGUAAAAGAUUUUUAACUUCACCUUAUGCAAGACUGCACAUGACACAAUACUUAGAGUAUGCCGGUAAUAGAGUUACGGGCAAUAAUACAGAGUUAGAGUAUAUCGGGGAACAGUAUUUUGUGUGGUAGCAUGGCCUAGUGGUUAACAUUUCAGACUAGUAAUCUUAAGACCUAUAGCCACGUGGGUUCUGGCACUGUCAACUUCCUUGAGCAAGAAACUUUACACUUCAUUGUUCAGUAUUGGGUGUUUCAGGAAUGGAUUCAAAAAUGAGUUGUUGCUAAGCUUAUAUCUUCAUAUGCGUUCAAACUAAAAUAAAAAUAAAUUACAUAUAAACUAACAGAUAUCUUUGAUUGGGGUUUCAAAAGGCAGUCAUGAUAGUAAAAAAAAAUAACCAAAAACAAAAACAAAAAACAGUUAAUAAAUAUUAAAUACUGUCUGCAAUUAAAUAAAUUGUGUUUAACUCUUUGGCCUUGAGUGAUUUAUAUUGUGUUUUUGGGCAUUUGGGACUAUUGACCAUAUCUUUAAGUUUGUGAACAUUUUUUAUUUAUAUUUGAGGAUGUGUUAGAAUUCUGAAUUUAAUGCUAUAUAUAAGAAUGCUGUUUAUGUGUACGAAAUCUGGGUCAUAAUAUAAUUGGAGAAGCAACUGGAAAUAAGUGCCAUGUAAUGUGUUUGUUCAGUCAGGCAUAAGCACUGCUAUUUUGUCUUAUUGUUUCAUAGAUGAUAUUGUUACUGUAAUCUAUAUACCCUCCAUGUUUGAGUUAGCCAACAUAUAUUAAUCUGUAUAAAUUUAUCUUUAUUUUUCCAGUUAUGUACUACAAGAAUAUUUUAUUUUAUGUUAAUCAAACCAGAAAAUCCAUGUUGUAUGUCAUAAGAUGUUAUAUUAAAUCAGCUUUUUGUACAUUAAUAAAUUAGAUAGUACAUGUCAAACUUAAAAAGUUUGUAAUUUUACAGCUUAAAAAUGGCAAAAGACAAAUGUUUUAGCUUGAAUUUGUUAAUUACAAAAUUUAAUGUAUAUACAGUAUAUAACCUUAACUUUGAAUGAGACCAUUUGCUGAUUGAUGCCAUCUGAUAUAUGCAAAGUAUGUUAUUUGCACAACUUUAGUGCUUUUAUUGUAAAUAUAUACCAAGGGAAGUGAUCUUUAUAAUUAAGAUAUAGCAACAAGAAAAAAAAUAUGAAAAUACGAGCUUCCAACCUUAGAGGCAAAGAUGGUACCCAAUUUCUGGUUCCCAGUCUAUCACAAUCACACAAUACAUUUGUUUUAGAUUGUAAUUAAAAACAAAGCAUGUUUUCGUAGAUACAUGUUAAAAAUAUCAUUGUGCUUAAGCUUGUUACCAAACUUGUACAUGUAUUUGUAUUAACAGAUCUGUUUGUUUUUUUAAUAAAGUGGAUAUUAUUCA
Messenger RNA from Ruditapes philippinarum (Manila clam), 5550 nucleotides. RefSeq names its product synaptophysin-like. Lineage: Eukaryota; Metazoa; Mollusca; Bivalvia; Venerida; Veneridae. The transcript has 6 exons. Gene Ontology annotation, cellular component: synaptic vesicle membrane; synaptic vesicle. The record is from RefSeq and is a predicted model, not a curated record. The coding region runs from base 59 to 802 and encodes 247 amino acids.